This is a messenger RNA of Cucurbita moschata (crookneck pumpkin), 3400 nucleotides long. Its product is annotated as serine/threonine-protein kinase EDR1-like. Gene Ontology annotation, molecular function: ATP binding; protein kinase activity. The transcript has 14 exons. Gene Ontology annotation, biological process: protein phosphorylation. Bases 269 to 3127 code for a protein of 952 amino acids. The record is from RefSeq and is a predicted model, not a curated record. Lineage: Eukaryota; Viridiplantae; Streptophyta; Magnoliopsida; Cucurbitales; Cucurbitaceae.
UGUAGAGAGACAUUUUUUUCUUCACGCGUUCAUUCGUUUUCCUUCCCAAGUCCCAACCAUUUCCUAUUGACCGUCGUAGCCAAGAAAAGCAACAGCACGCAGAGACACAGAGAGCGAUGAACAGAGAAUUCUGAAUCGGAUUUUGAGGAGCAGAGAAGGUGAAUCGGUGUUCUUAGAGAGAGGAAUUUGAAGUUGGAAGAGCUGGUGAGUGAUUCAAAGUGGCCGAGAAAGUGAGAGAAGUGUGGGAAGGAGAGAUUGGAGAAGAGGGAUGAAACACAUUUUCAAGAAGUUUCAUAUCGGAAGCAAUCACGAUCCGAGUCGAUCCAACGAGAAUCCGUUGCCCGUAGCAGCGUCGUCGUCGUCGUCGUCGUCGUCUCCAUGUGUUUCUGAUAAUCGUCCUGCAACUGCUCCCGGCCUCACUUCUGGCAACUCUCCAUUGAGUCCUUCGUCUUCGCCGUCGCUGGCAACAACUCCUCCAGGCGGCGGAAGUGUGACUCCGGUUUCGGUUGCUCCCAAUCGGUCUGAUUACUUUUCUUCAGAGGAGGAGUUUCAGGUUCAGCUUGCCCUAGCUAUUAGCGCCUCCAAUUCGGACUUUCGGGAUGAUCCGGAGAAGGAUCAAAUUCGUGCUGCGUCGCUUUUGAGCUUCGGUAAUCAUCGAAUUGAUUCCACUGCCAGAGACCAGGGAGAUGCUGCCGAGGUGCUCUCCAGACAAUAUUGGGAAUACAAUCUGCUUGGCUAUGAAGAUAAAGUGGUCAAUGGGUUUUAUGAUGUCCUCUCCACGGAUGCAGCAGUCCAAGGAAAAAUUCCAUCUCUAUCUGAUAUUGAAGCAAGCUUCGGUAGUUCUGGCUUUGAAGUCGUGAUGGUCAAUAUGACUGUUGAUCAUGCAUUAGAAGAGCUAGUGCAAAUUGCUCAAUGUAUUGCAGAUUGCCCUGGUACUGAGGUGAGGGUUUUGGUUCAAAGGCUUGCUGAGCUUGUUAUGGGACAUAUGGGCGGACCUGUAAAGGACGCCCAUUUUAUGCUAGCAAGGUGGAUGGAAAGAAGCACAGAGUUAAGGACUUCUCUUCACACCAGUGUAUUGCCUAUUGGUUCCAUCAAUAUUGGCCUCUCAAGACAUCGUGCAUUGCUUUUCAAGGUGUUAGCUGACAGUAUCAAGAUGCCUUGUAGGCUUGUUAAAGGUAGUCACUAUACAGGUGUCGAAGAAGAUGCUGUGAACAUUAUAAAGUUGGAGGAUGAAAGGGAGUUUUUGGUUGAUCUAAUGGCAGCUCCUGGAACACUUAUACCAGCAGACAUAUUAAGUGCAAAGGAUACUACUUCCAUUAAGCCUUACAACCCUAAAGUAAGCAAAAUUCCUUCUCUUCACCACUAUAAUGAUGCUGGAAUUUCUUCUACGAAGCCAACAUCAUUACUUGAGGAAGGCAGCAGUCAAAACUUUGAAGCAGAGGCCAGCUCACUGGUGGAUGAGAAACUGAGCUAUGGAAGGACAGAGUCUGUGCCGUCAAGCUCAGGUACUGAGACUUCUCGAUACAAAGGGGCCCAUUUUGGUGAUAGUAAUGUUAGACUGAAUGUCAAUGUAGUUUCACUUGGUCAAAGCUCCGAGGAUUCCAAAAAUCUUUUUGAAGAUCUUAAUCCUUUCCAAAUAAAAGGAACUGGAAAAAGUUUCAUUCUUAACAAAUCCUCUGACAAUAAAAUUGAGGAGCUUCGGAAACCCGCUAUUGGACAUGCUCCUGUGCCGUUAUGGAAAAACCGGGUUGUUUUCAAUGCAGUUCCCAAGAAUAAAGAGUAUGAUUACAUGGAGGGCCGUUUUCCAAGAACUAAUUGUAGACCUAAUGAUCAUAAUACAGCAUCGUCUUUUUCUGCAAGCUCUUCUGUCUCUGAAAAUGUUAAUCCUAGUGGUUCAGGAAUAUCCAUUGACUCGAGGGUAUCGAAUAGAAGUGCUGAAGUUGGAAGUUCUUCAUCUAAUAUGAACUCAUGGUCGACAUCCACAAUGAUAGAGUCUAAUAUUUUGCCUUUGAUUGACGAGCAGAACAGAAAACUCAAUGGAGCAUAUUCUGGAAAUAUAGACAUGCAGGAUGAAAAGGUAGAUGCCGUUGUUGGACGUGAUAAUUUAAGCAGAUUUGAUAACCGUAGAAAGUUCACAUAUGAUAGAUCUGUUGGGACCAAUUUGAUAUUGAAGGAUCCGGGAAGUCCCAGCAUAUUGAUUGAUCCAAGUUCGAGGAGUAGGUUUGAGCAAGUUUAUGAUGACGUGGAUGUAGGCCAAUGUGAAAUCCAAUGGGAGGACCUCGUUAUUGGGGAAAGGAUUGGACUAGGUUCAUAUGGAGAAGUCUACCAUGCUGAUUGGAAUGGCACAGAGGUUGCUGUGAAGAAAUUCUUAGACCAGGAUUUUUCUGGCGCUGCUUUAGCUGAGUUCAAAAGAGAAGUACUGAUAAUGCGGCAGCUACGUCAUCCAAAUAUUGUUCUUUUUAUGGGUGCUGUCACUCGUCCUCCUAACCUUUCCAUUGUUACUGAGUUUCUUCCAAGAGGAAGCUUGUACCGGAUCAUUCACCGACCAAAUUGUCAAAUUGAUGAAAGCCGCAGAAUAAAAAUGGCCCUUGAUGUGGCAAGGGGCAUGAAUUGCUUGCAUACAAGUAAUCCAACAAUUGUUCACCGAGAUCUGAAGUCACCGAAUCUUUUGGUUGAUAAGAACUGGAAUGUAAAGGUAUCAGAUUUUGGGUUGUCACGCUUGAAGCACAGUACAUUUUUGUCAUCCAAGUCAACUGGAGGAACGCCUGAGUGGAUGGCACCAGAAGUUCUCCGGAAUGAGCCUUCAAAUGAGAAGUGUGACGUUUAUAGCUUUGGAAUCAUUCUAUGGGAACUUGCUACAUUGAGACUGCCUUGGAGUGGGAUGAAUCCUAUGCAAGUUGUUGGUGCAGUCGGUUUCCAGAAUCGACGACUCGAAAUACCCAAGGAAGUGGAUACCACGGUUGCAAGGAUUAUCUGGGAAUGCUGGCAAACCGAUCCAAACUUGCGCCCCUCAUUUGCACAAUUAGCCAAUAUUUUGAAGCCACUGCAGCGGCUCGUCAUGCCGCUGCAUUCGGACCAGCCGAGUUCAUCGGUGCUGCAAGAGAUAUCUGUAAAUUCUACACCUUGAUUGGAAUGCCUCAUUUUUUUUGUCAAGUGUGAAUAAGGAAACUGUUUUUGGUUUCUCUUGAGUUGGGGCUGUAUUGUAUAUAUUUUUUUUAAAUGUAAAAAAUAAGUAUUCAAAGAAAGGGAAAGGAAAGAGAUAGAAAAGGAAAAAGGUUGUAGAGGUAAAUUAUUGUUAAAAAUGUGAUGCUGUUGCUACCAAAAGAUGGUAGCUCUCACCAAAGAAUCCUGAACACUGAAUUGAAUUGAAUUGAAUGGAAUGGAAUUUUUCAUUUUGCAA